AACGCCCGGUGUUCGUUGCCUUUGUAACCGCGGGAUAUCCUGAUCCUGAAGAGGCCGUCGAUAUCCUACUUGGACUUGAAGAGGGUGGCGCGGAUAUAAUAGAACUUGGUUUUCCUUUUACUGAUCCUUUGGCUGACGGGCCGAUUAUACAAGAAUCUAACAAUGUGGCUCUUGAACAUAACGUUGACAUUCCAAAAUGCUUAUCAUUUGUUUCUCAAGCAAGGAGCCGUGGUCUCAAAGUUCCUGUGAUCUUUAUGGGUUAUUACAAUCCAAUUUUAAGUUACGGAGAGCAAAAGAUGGUGGAGGACUGUAAAAAAGUUGGAGUCAAUGGCUUUAUUAUAGUCGACUUACCACCUGAAGAAUCUGAUAAUUUGAGAGAAAUUUGUGCACGUUAUGGAUUAAGUUAUGUUCCACUUGUUGCUCCUUCUACUACCGAUUCGCGUAUUCGACAUCUUUCGCGCAUAUCCGAUUCAUUUAUUUAUGUUGUAUCAAGGAUGGGAACAACUGGUUUUCGUUCUGAGGUCAAUAAUGAGCUACCAAAUCUUAUUGCCAGAGUUCGUAAGUAUACAAACCUACCUCUGGCGGUUGGGUUUGGAGUUUCAACGAGGGAACAUUUUGAACUUGUCGCAUCGCAUGCUGAAGGGGUAGUAAUCGGCAGUAAAAUUGUAAAAGUUUUGAAGGAAGCUGAAAAGGGAAAACGUGCCGAAUGUGUAAAAGUUUAUGCAUCUCAAGUAUGUGGUUUAUCGGAUAGAAACCAUACGAAAGAUGGCGUUUACAAUGAUAAUGAUAAUGAAAUCGCGAAUAAGAAUCUAAGCGGUGGAAUCUCUAAUGAAGAUGAUAGUAUACAUCAUAGUAUAUCUUCACGAUUCGGAGAAUUUGGGGGUCAAUACGUUCCAGAAGCUUUAGUAGAUUGUUUAACCGAGCUCGAAAAAGCAUUUGUUCAAGCCAAAGAGGACCCAAAUUUUUGGGAGGAAUUUCGUUCAUAUUAUGAUUAUAUGGGUCGAGAAUCACAACUUCAAUUUGCUGAUAGGUUAACGAAAGAUACUGGCGGUGCAAAAAUUUGGUUGAAACGAGAGGAUUUAAAUCACACAGGCUCUCAUAAAAUCAAUAACGCAGUCGGUCAGGUUCUCCUCGCAAAACGUAUAGGGAAAAAGAGAAUUAUUGCCGAAACUGGUGCUGGUCAACAUGGAGUUGCCACAGCAACUGUCUGUGCAAAAUUUGGACUGGAGUGCAUAGUUUACAUGGGAAGCGAGGAUGUUCGAAGACAAGCAUUGAAUGUAUUUAGAAUGAAAUUAUUGGGCGCAACAGUAAUUUCUGUAGAUUCAGGUAGCCAAACGUUGAAAGAUGCUAUCAACGAAGCUAUGCGAGACUGGGUGACCAAUGUACACAAUACACAUUAUAUUGUGGGAUCAGCAAUAGGUCCUCAUCCGUUUCCCAAAAUCGUGCGAGAAUUUCAGUCCGUAAUUGGUAAAGAGGCUAGGGAACAAAUGUUGCAGAAAGCCGGCAAGUUGCCGGACGUAAUUGUAGCUUGUGUGGGGGGUGGUAGCAAUUCUAUUGGGUUAUUUUAUCCAUUUCUUGACGAUAAGGAUGUUAGAAUUGUUGGUGUUGAGGCUGGUGGUGAUGGAAUAGAUACGGAAUUUCAUUCGGCGACCUUGAGUGUAGGUACACCAGGCGUAUUGCAUGGGACUAGAACGUACUUGCUACAAGAUGAUAAAGGCCAAAUUAAAGCAACACACAGUAUAAGUGCUGGACUAGAUUAUCCAGGUGUUGGUCCGGAACAUUCUUGGUUAAAAGAUGUUGGUCGAGCUGAAUAUUGUGCUGUUACUGAUAAGGAAGCCUUAAUUGGCUUUAGAAAAAUAUCAGAACUAGAAGGCAUCAUUCCAGCAAUUGUGCUUGCUCAAAAAAUGCCAAAGGAUAAAGAUAUCCUGAUAUGUGUUAGUGGCCGAGGUGACAAGGAUGUUUCAACGGUAGCCGAAUAUUUACCUAAAUAUGGUCCCCAAAUAGGAUGGGAUUUGCGUUUUUAA
Acaulospora morrowiae is the source of this 2024-nucleotide messenger RNA. The record is from the annotation of a GenBank genome assembly. NCBI's taxonomy places the organism in Eukaryota, Fungi, Glomeromycota, Glomeromycetes, Diversisporales, Acaulosporaceae.